Molecule: messenger RNA, 6889 nt
Organism: Oncorhynchus masou masou (cherry salmon)
Lineage: Eukaryota; Metazoa; Chordata; Actinopteri; Salmoniformes; Salmonidae
Gene: adgrl2a
Product: adhesion G protein-coupled receptor L2a
Exons: 24
Coding region: 683-5200 (1505 amino acids)
Biological process (GO): adenylate cyclase-activating G protein-coupled receptor signaling pathway; cell surface receptor signaling pathway
Cellular component (GO): plasma membrane
Molecular function (GO): carbohydrate binding; G protein-coupled receptor activity
Source: RefSeq, a predicted model, not a curated record
CCUGCUGCGACUCACGGCACUGGGCACUGGCUCUGUUUACUGGAAGCCUGCUCCGGUGAAUCAAGCAAGUCUCUCAAUGCUGUGAGCGGUAUCUUUUCCCAAACGCGAGCCGCUUUAACUUUGCAGUACCAUUGAACCUCAUUCUCUCGUCCAGGGGAACUCGGCGUGGAUUGACAUCAACUGCAGUCUCCUUUUUUUCUGCAGAGAACAGGUUUCACUGCCUGUUCGCUCUUCUUCCCUCUGUCUCUUCGGGUUUCUACUCUGUGGAUUGUUGCUUUGACUCCAGGCGAACAGGGGAGCAGAGAUUAAAUGCUCAAGCAGAACUGUUGAUGAGUUAAGACUGAGCAGCACCUUGUCAUGGAAGAGUAUGUCCGGUCUGGGGGAAUGUAUGGGCUGAAAGACGAACCAGCUGCCUGAUAAAGCCCUAUCUGUCCCAGAUAAGUGGAGCAUGCAUCAGAACUGCAGAGAUUCUCUCCACACUGCUGUGUUCUGAUCUGCAGAGGAGUUCCUGUUACAAUACUGCCUGCUUUCUACACACAGCUAUUGUCCAACAGAUUUUUCUCUGCCUCUGACUUCAUCGCAUUUAUCGUGACUGUUUUCUCAGAAAGGUGAGAGGAUCAAGGAUGAACAUCUUUGAGAGCUGUUUGCCUGGACUUUAACCCCCAGUCAUCGCUACCAAAUCAUGCAGAGACCAUCCACACAAGGCACAAUGGCAUGCUCUCUGUGGAAACUACCAACCUUCUGCUGGCUUAUUGCAAUGGCCCUAAUACAGUCUUCAGAGGGGUUUAUCCGGGCUGCCCUGCCGUUCGGCUUAGUGAGGAGAGAGCUGUCUUGUGAGGGUUAUCCGAUCGACCUACGCUGUCCAGGAAGUGAUGUCAUCAUGAUUGAAAGUGCCAACUACGGCCGAACUGACGACAAGAUCUGCGACGCUGACCCCUUCCAGAUGGAGAACAUAAACUGCUAUCUCCCAGACGCCUACAAGAUCAUGUCACAAAGGUGCAACAAUCGAACCCAGUGCAUAGUGAUCACAGGUUCUGAUGUCUUCCCAGACCCCUGUCCAGGGACCUACAAAUAUCUGGAGGUCCAGUAUGAGUGUGUUCCCUACAAAGUGGAGCAAAAAGUUUUUGUUUGUCCUGGGACCCUGAAAGCUGUCGGUGAUCCUUCCUUUCUCUUUGAAGCGGAGCAGCAAGCCGGGUCAUGGUGCAAAGACCCUCUACAAGCCGGUGACAAAAUCUACUUCAUGCCUUGGACUCCUUACCGGACAGACACACUCAUUGAGUACUCUUCCCUCGACGACUUCCAAAACGCCCGGCAAACCAUCACGUACAAGCUCCCCCACCGGGUGGAUGGCACUGGAUUUGUGGUCUACGAUGGGGCCGUGUUUUUCAACAAGGAGAGAACCCGCAACAUUGUAAAGUUUGACAUACGGACCCGAAUCAAAAGCGGCGAGGCCAUCAUCAAUAACGCCAACUAUCAUGACACAUCACCCUACAAGUGGGGUGGGAAAACGGACAUUGACCUGGCCGUGGAUGAGAACGGCCUGUGGGUGAUCUACGCCACAGAGCAGAACAAUGGCAUGAUGGUCAUCAGUCAGUUGAACCCUUACACACUGCGCUUCGAGGCCACCUGGGAGACGACGUAUGACAAGCGAUCGGCCUCAAAUGCCUUCAUGAUCUGUGGAGUACUCUACGUAGUGAGGUCCACAUAUGAAGAUAACGAGAGUGAAGUCAGCAAAAGCUUAAUAGAUUAUGUUUACAAUACCAAACAGAACCGUGGAGAGUAUGUAGAUAUCCACUUUCCCAACCAGUACCAGUAUAUCGCAGCUGUGGAUUACAAUCCCAGAGAUAACCAGCUAUACGUGUGGAAUAAUUUUUACAUCCUGAGAUAUAAUCUGGAGUUCGGACCACCCGAUCCCGCUCACGCUCCACCUCUCUCCGAAGCGACCUCGGCGUCGGCUGAGCCUCUCCGAACGACAACCACCACAACAACCACCACAGCAGCACGCAACAAAGGCGUAGCAAACACCAUGACCACAACAGGGCCCAAGGAGGGUAACAACAGAGUAGGGCCCAAACCCCCUCUGGAGGUUCCCCAGACCACCGCCCAGCCGCCCCUGGAGUCCUUCCCCCUACCAGAGCGCUUCUGUGAGACCACGGAAAAGAGGGACAUCGUGUGGCCUCAGACCCAGAGGGGCAUGUUAGUAGAGAGGCCUUGCCCCAAGGGGACCCGAGGCACCGCCUCUUAUUUAUGUGUACUUGCCACGGGGGCCUGGCACCCAAAGGGCCCUGAUCUCAGCAACUGCACUUCCCACUGGGUCAACCAAGUAGCGCAGAAGAUCCGUAGUGGCGAGAAUGCAGCGAACCUGGCCAACGAGCUGGCGAAGCACACCAAAGGACCCAUCUUUGCCGGCGACGUGAGUUCAUCAGUCCGACUGAUGGAACAGCUGGUCGACAUCCUGGAUGCUCAGCUUCAGGAGCUGAGACCCAGCGAGAAAGACUCUGCGGGCCGCAGUUUUAACAAGCUUCAAAAACGAGAAAGGACAUGCAGGGCAUACAUGAAGGCCAUUGUAGACACAGUUGACAACCUUCUAAGACCAGAGGCUCUGAAGUCCUGGCAUGAUAUGAACAGCACGGAACAGACACAUGCUGCUACUAUGUUACUGGAUACCCUAGAGGAAGGAGCGUUCGUCCUUGCCGACAACCUAAUGGAGCCGGCUAUUGUGAAAGUACCCGCUGAUAAUAUAAUCCUGGAUGUGUAUGUGCUCAGCACGGACGGCCAGGUUCAGGAUUUCAAAUUUCCACAGGCCAGCAAGGGUGGUGUUUCUAUCCAGCUGUCCUCCAAUACUGUCAAGCUCAACAGUCGGAAUGGUGUUGCCAAGCUGGUGUUUGUUAUGUACAAAAACCUUGGGCAGUUUCUCAGCACUGACAACGCCACGAUCAAAAUGUCCAACGAUGCUUAUGGGCGGAAUGUGUCGGUGGCCGUAAAUUCAGACAUCAUCGCCGCCUCUAUCAACAAAGAGUCCAGUCGCGUGUUCAUCACGGACCCUGUGAUUUUCACCCUGGAACACAUUGACAUGGACCACUACUUCAACUCCAAUUGCUCCUUUUGGAAUUAUUCGGAGAGGAGCAUGAUGGGAUACUGGUCCACCCAGGGCUGCAAGCUCUUGGGCUCCAAUAAGACCCACACCACCUGCUCCUGCAGUCAUCUCACCAACUUUGCAGUUCUCAUGGCACAUCGGGAAAUCUCGGGCCAAGUUGGAGUGCACAAAUUACUCUUGACUGUCAUCACCCGGGUGGGCAUCGUUGUCUCGCUGGUGUGCUUGGCCGUCAGCAUUUUCACCUUCUGCUUCUUCCGGGGCCUGCAGAGCGAUCGCAACACCAUCCACAAGAACCUGUGCAUCAAUCUCUUCAUUGCCGAGUUAAUAUUCCUAAUCGGUAUUGAUAUGACCGAACCCAAGGUUGGCUGUUCCAUCGUCGCUGGGAUUUUGCAUUUCUUCUUCCUGGCCUCGUUUUCCUGGAUGUGUUUGGAGGGCGUUCAGUUGUACCUGAUGAUGGUGGAAGUUUUCGAGAGUGAACAUUCAAGGAAGAAGUACUACUAUGUAUCUGGAUACCUUCUCCCAGCCAUUGUGGUGGGUGUCUCUGCUGCUAUCGACUACAGGAGCUACGGGACAAAGAAAGCUUGCUGGCUAAGAGUGGACAAUCACUUCAUAUGGAGCUUUUUAGGACCUGUCACCUUCAUCAUCAUGCUCAAUCUCAUCUUCCUGGUCAUCACCAUGUACAAAAUGGGGAAGCACUCCACUACUCUGAAACCAGACUCCAGCAGAUUGGAGAACAUCAAAUCCUGGGUCCUGGGGGCGUUUGCACUGCUUUGCCUGAUGGGACUGACGUGGUCAUUUGGCUUGUUCUUUAUCAACGAGUCCUCUGUGGUGAUGGCCUACCUCUUCACAAUAUUCAACACCUUCCAAGGAAUGUUCAUCUUCAUUUUCCACUGCCUUCUCCAGAAAAAAGUCCGCAAAGAGUACAUCAAAUGUUUCCGCCACACAUAUUGCUGUGGUGGCUUACCAACUGAGAGCUCACACAGCUCAACAAAGACCUCCACCACAAGGACAAGUGCACGCUACUCCUCGGGCACGCAGAGCCGUAUCAGGAGAAUGUGGAAUGACACCGUAAGAAAGCAAUCUGAGUCCUCCUUUAUCUCAGGUGACAUCAACAGCACCUCCACCCUUAACCAAGGAAUGACGGGCAAUUAUCUUCUAACAAACCCUCUUCUUCGACCACAAGGCACUAACAACCCUUAUAACACCUUACUGGCUGAAACAGUCGUAUGUAACGCUCCCAGGGCUCCAGUGUUUAACUCUCCAGUGACCUACAGAGAGACAAGACACUCACACACACUGAACCAUCCCAGGGACACCAGUGCAAUGGAUACUCUACCGCUAAAUGGUAACUUUAACAAUAGCUACUCGCUUCGCAACGGGGAUUACGGCAACAGUGUGCAGGUGGUGGACUGUGGACUCAGCCUGGAUGACGCAGCCUUUGAAAAAAUGCUAAUAUCGGAGCUGGUACACAAUAACCUCCGGGCUUGCAACAAGAGCCACAACCACCAUGUGGAGCGGGGGGCUCCUCUUCCUCCAUCGUCCAAGAAGGUGCACGUGGUGGGCGGGAGCAGCAGCGAAGAUGACGUCAUCGUGGCUGACACCUCAUCUUUGGUGCACGGCCACAAUAUCAACACACCGGUGGGCCUGGGUAUAGAGCUGCACCACCGGGAGCUGGAGGCCCCGCUCAUUCCCCAGCGGACUCACUCACUUCUGUACCAGCCGCAGAAGAGAGUGAAGACCACUGAGGGGGGUUUGGAGAGCUACGUCAGCCAGCUCACGACCAACGAGCACGGGGACAGCCUACAGUCCCCAAACAGAGACUCUUUGUACACUAGUAUGCCCACCCUAAGGGACUCUCCAUACCCCGAGAGCAGCCCUGAUGCGGAGGAGCUGGAGGACCUCUCGAGCCCCUCUAAGAGGAGCGAGAACGAGGACGUUUACUACAAGAGCAUGCCUAACUUAGGAGCAGGACACCAGCUCCAAGCGUACUACCAGAUAAGUAGAGGAAACAGUGACGGUUACAUCAUCCCUAUUACUAAAGAGGGCUGCAUCCCUGAAGGAGAUGUACGGGAAGGACAGAUGCAGUUAGUGACAAGCCUUUAAAAUAUAUUUAAAUCAUCGUCCCCUGUCCGCAGUCCCGACAUCCUCGAGGACAAACAGUACUGUACUCUGAGAGAUGCCAGGGAAGUUUUUUUCAAAGAGCCUUAGAGCCCCCAACAUGCACGCACGCACGCACACACACUCACACACACACUCAGUCACUCCUCUCCCCCCAGACUCGCCACACCCCAUCCUCCUCACAAACCAACAGACUUAAGUGCACUGCGAUGGCAGUGCGACAUUACCCCGACCGCUGGAGUGGAGUUUUAAACAGACUGUAUAUAAAAUGCAGAGUUCAAUUUAAGACACAUGCCAUUUCCGUAUUUAAUUAUUCUGCUGCUGUUGCAUUUUAAAAAAGGAUAUAAAAAACGAUUUAAAAAAUGUUAUCGGCCAAUCCAGUUCAGCAGUUUUUUCUGGCCAAAGGUUGUACAUACACUCCCACCAUCCUUGUCAAGCCUGUUUCGUAUUACAUAGAAAAUGAAGCUCUCGGACCAGGAUAAGGAUUUAUUUGUUUGAUGGUGUUCCUGAUCAGACUAUUAAUUAGGAAUAUAAGGUCCUGGAUCCUAGAGUUGUCCCCAUCACCAUGAAGGUUGGAUUAACCACUAGCAAUCAAGCCCCAGGCCUUAUAUUUUCUCAAUUGAGCUGUUGUCAAGGGAAAUGGCAAAAUUAAUAUAUAUUUUGCUAGUGUAAAGUAAAAUUCAUGGAAACCCGUAAAUAUAAAGAAACCUUUUAAUUGAAAAUGUAGAGAAUAUUGUGUAAAAGUUGCACAUAUGUUAUAAAAUGUGUUUAUAGUUCUUACACUCAUUCAUUAUCGUAUAUUUGAACAAAAAAAGCAGAUGAAAACAAAAUAAGUCUACAAAGAACAAGGUUAAUGCAUACUAAUUUUUUCCACUUGUGAAGUGUUUUUCCAUACUGAAUUCAUAUACAGUAUGUUGUCCAUUUGAAAUUGCUAUGAUUUUAUAUUGCUAAAAGGUCGUUAUUUUAGUAAAGUGGGAAUACAACAGUGCCCUAUGAAAGUCAUGCAAUACCAUUUUCUGGGGGGUGAAUUUGAUUUAAAUAAUCUAAUCGGAUAAACAAUCAUGACAUAGAAAUGGGACACACAAGACUUAACAUCCACUCGAGAUAAAACAUUUACCAUAACAUUUUUAUUCAUUAUACAUGUAUUUCUUCUGCCUGGGUAUGGACAUUUAUUUAUUGAAAUAUUUUCAAAAGAUUAUACAUUGGAAAAUGUAAUAUUUUCCAGCACUGGUAUACAUAGUCCUUCUUUUUAUGUAAACAUGCUAUUAAGGGGCCCAUCAAUAAAGACAAAUGUAAAGUUCAACACCUGUUUAACAAAUAAAUAAAUGUGAGAUUUUUUUGUAAAAUGACAGUUUUAUUAAUGUUUUGUGUUUUUGUACCAUUGGAGAACUUUUAGGCUUGAUUAUUUUGCUAUGGACAAAAUACACUUUUGACUCAAGUCUUGAGUACAUCCCAAGCACCUUGGAAGGUUAUCAGUGAUAUAUUUUCAGAGGGAUUGCUUUGCUUUUGUUUUCUAUCAAAGACUUUGCCUAUUAGUCAAGCUCAUUUCACCUUAUGUGUUGAUAAGCCAAAUCUUUCCAUGUGAUUCAAUUAUGAGAAACUCAGGUAGGAAAAUUACAUUGUAAAUGUUCCUCUGUGUGGUUGUAACACUCCAAUAAAAGUUCGAAAAUUACA